Messenger RNA from Polyodon spathula (Mississippi paddlefish), 6368 nucleotides. Its product is annotated as cytospin-A-like. Lineage: Eukaryota; Metazoa; Chordata; Actinopteri; Acipenseriformes; Polyodontidae. Bases 430 to 2361 code for a protein of 643 amino acids. The record is from RefSeq and is a predicted model, not a curated record. The transcript has 12 exons. Gene Ontology annotation, molecular function: protein binding.
UGUUUGCAUACCAUAGCUGUGCUUGCUGUGAACGCAAGUACUGCGGUGGCGUGGUUAAAAUGAAUCGCAGUUGAGCAGGCUCCGUUUCCUUUAUUCCUCAACACUGAGUUUACAGAUUGUCUUCAGAAUUCAGAGAAACUUUAUUCCUUAGAGACAUCGAGAUCACAGGACUGGUUACACUGGAAGGUGUAAGCGAGCUGGAUGAUUGAAGCGGAGCGCUCAAUUACUGACUGAAUGUGGUGGUGAAUCAACUUAGCUCAGAACAGGAACGGAAUACUCUAACGAGCCCUGAGACUGCAUUUCUUGUUUUAAGUGUUUGGAAUUGGGCUCCUGCCAUGUGGUAAUGUAGACACAAGCUCCAAAGGUUUCUGUAGAUACUAGAGACCCUCCCAGAGGCGUGGGACCUGUAUUGUCACUUUUUUGAACAGAAUGGGAAACCUGACUGCAAGAGAAAGCUCAGCUGUUGAAGACACUGAUCAGCAGACUGAGGGGCAGGUUCCUGUGGGUCAUGUCUCCUAUUCCAUUCACAAAGGACAGGGUCCUGUUGAUCACGUGCCCAACAUGCGUCAAGAGGGACAGGGUCCUGUUGAUCCCUUCUCCUAUGCACCUCAAUCUCAGACCUGCCCAGACAGUACAGCUCUCAGCCCCCCACCACACUCCACUCCUGCAGUACCAGGCGUGCCAGGCAGGAGGGGAUCUGAGGAGAGUGUCACCACGGAUGAAGGGGUGGACUGGUCUGCUGUCACAAAGAACAGUGGUAGAAGGGAAGCUUCUCUACCUGGGAAUCUUGGGCAGGACCUGGCCAGUGAGGAUCUCUGCAGGAGCCAGGAAAGCUUGGUGGUGUUGCACAGCACAGGACCUUAUGAGGACGGGAAACCAGAACGGACUGCAGACUGGGAAAUCCAACCAGACAAAGUCACCACCCAUCAUGUGAGACCCACUUCAGCCAGCAAGGACUCCGGGUGUUUAAGCCAAGCACACUCCACAGAGAGGCAGUGCAGCUUGUCUCCAUCUCCAGAGAAGGCCUCUGAGCUGCAACGUGAUCAAAGAGACUGCAGUCUGGUGCACUGGGAUGAGAAGGACAGUGGCCUGGAUGAUUCAGCAGAGCAGGACAGCAGAGUAGCAUAUUCAUCAGAUGACCUGGAGGGGUUUGUGAAGGAGAUAAAGGAUAGACUGCACUCCUCUGAAUGUGGAAUCCAGGGUGGCACUGCAACACCUACUGACAGUGAGUCUAUGAAACAGUUGCAUGUGGAAAAAGAAUUGCUUGCUGAAAUAAAAAGUUUGAAGGAGAAGAUGAAGGUGGACUCGGAGGAGUGGAGUCAGUUCCAGGCUGACUUGCAGGUGGCAGUGUCUGUCGCAGACAGGAUGAAAUUGGAGGCAGAGGAUGAACUGAGCAUGCUCAGAACAAGACUGCAGGAGACUGAGGCAGAGCUGAGUGCUCUCAGAAUAUCACAGCAGGAGACAGAGAAAGAGUUUGAUACUCUCAAGGUAUCGCAUCAGGAAACGGUGUCGGAGCUGGUCAUGCUCAAAGCAGCCUACCAGAAGAUAGAGGCGGAGCUGAAGGGGCUCCGAACAGGUCGCCCGGAACAGCAGGCGGCACUGUGCUGGAGAGUACAGGACAAGCAUGAGAGGACCAGAACAGAUGCAUUGGAUGCAGGAGAGCUGCUGAAAGAGAGACACCUCUCCCUGUCCUCCCUGCCUCCCCCUACAGUGAAUGGAGACUUACACCGCUGGAAAUCCACAGUGUCUUCCACAAAGCUACCUUCCAUCGAGAAGGAGAAAGCUUCCGGAGGAUGGAGAGCCGAUAAACCGGAGGAGGCCUGUGGGAGCCCUGCACUCACUGCUGCAGGUGUGGAUUCUGGGAAGUUCUGCAUAACCGAAAGGGCAGAAAUAAGAAUAGAAGGAGAAAGGACAGUGAAAAAGCAGGGUGACCUAACUCUUACUCAACAGAACCCUGUUGGGAUGGCAUCCGCAGCAUCUUUAAAAAAUAAGAUCAGACAAAGGGAAGGUUUGAGCUCUCUGAUGAAGCGCCACAGUGGCUCAAAAAGAAAUUCCUUACUGUGCUGGUGCCAGAACAGGACCGAGGGCUACCAGAAUGUUGACAUAACCAACUUCAGCAGCAGCUGGACAGACGGCCUGGCUUUUUGUGCUGUCUAUCAUACAUACCUACCCAACCAUAUCCCCUUCAGCAGACUGAGCCCUCUCAAUAAGAGAGAGAAUCUGAAUUUGGCAUUCACAACUGGUGAUGGUAUAGGAAUACCACCAUCUCUGACGGUGGAGGAGAUGUUGAGAGCUGAAGGACCUGACUGGCAGAGAGUGCUGGAGUAUGUGGAAUGCAUCUUCAAGCACUUUGAAAUGUGAACACAGGAAAUGACAGCUAGCAUGUGACAUGUACAAACAACUGUAACCAUUGCAAGUUUCCAUCCCACCUGAACACAACGUGGCACUGUCCAGCAGAUCAGGGGCUAUGCAGAUUCUUUAAUGCUGCUGAUGAACUGGAAAGUAGUUUGAAAUUAGAUCUUGAAAGACAGUUCAGUUCUACUCUGGGGCUGUGGUUCAUUUAUCUGGGAAAAUUAUUUUUAUGAAGUUAUUUACAUAGCAGGUAUUGCUCUGUAGCUGAUCAGUAAGAAUAGUAUAUUUUAGGAGAAAUGGAAGGAUGUAUUUUAUCAGCCCUGCUGAGUAGUACAAAUGUCCCAAAUGCUACUGCAGAUGCAACAAAUCCCAGAUAGUGUUUUUCUAAAGGGCAUAGUCUGUUGAGAUUUAUUUUUUUCAUCAAAUGGUAUUUUUUUUUUUUUUUUGUAAAUAAGCACUAUACUUUAUUUGUCACUUUAUGGAAACUUCUCAUAGUAAAUUGAGGUUAGCACAUUUGUUUUUUGGCCGGUGUCUGAUUUAUCAUACUUCUUUAUUUCAAACAGAACCGGUCCAUGUACUAUUAUUUUUUUAAAUAAUAAUAAACCUUUAAACCUUAAAAUUCUUGUAAUGCGAAUGUGCUAAUUAGUGCCAAAGGUUUUGUAACAGGAAAGAAAAAGUAAAGUAGCUGCUAUUCCUGAUAUGUUGAACUGGUAGAUUUAUGUCAGCUUUUUGUAUAUGAGUGUUGACAGAAGACUGGAGACAUUAUGUUGAUGUGAAAUAUCUUUGUUAAAUGUUUCAACUAAAGAAGAAAAGCUAAAAUAUAUCUGAUUUGUAUUUAGGACACAUUCACAAGCAUUAUUUGCCUAAAUGCUUUCCUUUCUUUUUUUUCCAUACCCUUUACCCUGGACUUCCCAGACGAGACAGCUAAAGGGAUUUAAAAUAGUAAGCCAAGCUCCAGUGUGACACUCAAGUCUAUUGCUGUUAUCACAAGGAUUCAGUCAUUUUACUUGUUUUGUUAACAGAUUGUAAGGAAACUAAAUUAUUUACAUAUUUCUCUGUGUAAAGGAGUGCACACAACAAGGAUUUAAGCAGAAUUUUCCUUUAUUGAGUCCAAUGAUCAAAAGACACUUUUAAAGCUCAAUCAUUAUUAUUAUACACAUUAAUGAGGCCAGUAGUUAUUAACAGAAAUUAAGCAGCGAUAUCUGUUACCGUUUUCCAGAAGAGACAUCGGGCACGUUGCUGGUGCGUGUUCAUGGAAGAUCUUGGUGCUUCUCUAUUGAACCUCCAAGUGCCUGCUGUUUUAUUCAGUUGGUACACCCCAUGUGUGCAAAGCUUAAUUACUGGUUUAUCUCUGUGUGUCAGCAACAUUUUGACCAGACAACUCCUGCUUUCACCAGGUCAUGUCGAGGUCAAUUGUGCAUAUUUUAUUGCCCCUUUUCUCAGGUAAUAAAACAUUUGAGCAGCAUCCCCUGCCAAGAUACAAGAUGAUAAAACUUGAUUUAUCAAUUUUUUGAAGUUAUCAAGUUGUUUUAAGGAGGUUCCAAAUAUGAGCCUCUUGGAAGCGCAUGAAUGAGAAAUAUACAAAAACAUGUCCUCAAAGUCAUUCCUUUUUAGGCUAAGUACCUACAGUUUAAGUAUUUCUGUGUCCUGUCUGGAGUUACCAAGGUACAUUUAAAAAAUUUCUGUAUUGGUGCUAAGCCUCUUUGAGUUUCUAUAUUAGUGUAUAAACUGUCUAUUUGUAUUGUAAAUAGGAAAUAAUUGAUUGGUGUGAUAAUAUUUUUAAUUGUGUUAAAUGAGUCCUUUAUAUAACUUGUAUGUUUUUUUGUGAGAUUGGAUUUAGAAAACAUCUAUGUAUUCUGAUAUUCUAUAUAAUUCACUACCACAAUCUGAAACUAUGGGUUUACUGGGAAGAACUUUAUACGGUAUUGUCCAGGUGUGACAAGCUUUUUUAGGUUAUAUAUAAAAUGCUCAAGAGCUGGGUGCGUUCUCUCUUGUUAAGUAGUAGACCUGUUUUGGUUUAAGAAGUUCCUUUUGUUGUACUUGAUUUAGGAUAGAGGAGAAUCUUUUUAUGGUAUCUGGGCAAAUGGGUUGGUUUAAUUUUUUAUGGUGUACCAAGUUGUUUAAUUGUCUCUUAGCUUCAUAUAAAUAUUGCUCUUUGUCCAUAAUAAUUAUUGAGCUACCUGUGUCUGCUGGUUUAAUUACGAUUUCUUUAAUUUGGGUUAGUGUUUUAAAUUCCUUUCUUUCUGGUUUAGUCAGAUUGUCUCUGCAAAUGUAUCCUUCUGGGUUAAUGGUGUCCAAAACUAAGUUGUCUUAUAUUAUUAAGCCUGUGAUUAUAGGAUACAUUUGUCUAGUUAUUAGGGUUUGGGUUAAGGUGAGGGUUGGAUCUAGGGUUAAGGUCGUAGCUUGCAUUAGCGAUGGAGCAAGCAUUAGCACUAGGGCUAGGGUUAGGUUUGGAGUUAGGGUUAGGUCUAGGGGGUUAGGAAUGGAGCUAGGGUUAGGCUUAGCGUGGGAGCUAGGAUUAGGAUUAGGGAUGGAAGCUAGGGUUAGUCUUAUGGGAAGAGCUAUGUUUAGGGUCCUCCAAAGAGGGAGUUCAUGAUCGCAAGUCUGCCAGGCUGAAUGAAAUGAACCUUGAUUUAAACCAAAAAUACGCCACUACCUUAGCUUCAACCCUUAAUCUAGGUCCACCCCCUAACCCUGCCCUAACCCUAGCUCAAACAUUAACCCUAUCUCCAACCCUAAUCCUAAAUCUAUCUGAAAUGCUUACUCCAGCUCCAACCCUAUCUCUAACCCUAACCCUAACCAAACAGCCUGAGUUUACAAAGAUCAGCCAUGCCGGUAAAUACAUGCACUGCCGAUUUUUAGUAGUUGGUUUGUACUGAAAAUGUUGAGAGACAUGUAAAUGCCUUUAUUAAUGUAUCCCUUCACAACCUGCACAGACAUUACUGUACUUUUUAUGUAUUAUUGUCUAUUUAUGUAUUUAUGUACUAUUAUGUAUUUAUGUAUUCUGCAUCUGAAUGAGUGCAGACACCCAGCUGUAAGUAUUGUAUUGCACAUUUCUGUCCAGCAGGAGGAGUAGCGCAUCACUAGUAGUUUAAAUUCGGAGGAACAAAAACCUAAAAGCUGCUUCGUUCAUAGUAAAUGCUCCAACAAAAACAACAAAAUAGCCUCAAACACUUUAAACAACUGAAACACAUAACAAGCCCUUGUUAUAAUAUAACAUGCAACAUUGAACAAAAACUUAACCACAACAGAAAAAUGGUAUUAAUGCAAUCCAGUGUACAACUUGUACUAUAAUAUACAUUGGAGAAACCAAAAGACAGUUCAAAAUCAGACUAGCACACCAUCUCUACAACAUCAGACACAAUUUAGAAGCACAUCCAUUUUAGGGAACACAGUCUAGACUCCCUACAAAUGGCAGGGCUACAAACUAAUAAUAAACAGACAAACUCAGGGGGGAAAAAAAGCAAAAAGGAGGUGGCUAGAUAAAUUAAACACACUAACACCAUUAGAAUCAAAUUAAACAAAUCAUCCAAGAACCUGAGCAACAUUCUUGGAAGUAAAUAGAAUCAGAAAAACCUUUUUUCAGUAACCAAAUGUAUACAACCUUAAAACACCAACCAAAACUUAAGCAAAUAUGUAGUGCUGUGCCACUCCUUAAGGAAAACAUUCCUUUAAGAAAACGUCCUAAUCAAACCUAACCAUGUCCAAACAGCCCUCCUCAAACACUCUAAACACCAAACAAGCACGCACGCACACACACACACACACACACCACUUCAAAGGGUAACAUUAGUUUACUUUCUCCCUGCAGGGCCAGCACAGGUACAUAAAGAUAGACUUAAGUGGACCAUACUCUGUAAAUAUAACAAUAAAACAAUUAAAUAACUCCAAACAGAUACUAUACAUCCAAAGUGAUAUGCAAGACCUAGAGGGGCUUGACAAUGACACAGUGGAAUCUGGAAGGGCAUUCCAUAACCCCAAGGCUGUUCCAAAGAAAGACUAAUGACACAACUGAA